Malassezia sympodialis ATCC 42132 is the source of this 468-nucleotide messenger RNA. RefSeq lists its product as uncharacterized. The transcript is spliced from 2 exons. Bases 1 to 468 code for a protein of 155 amino acids. The record is from RefSeq and is a predicted model, not a curated record. Lineage: Eukaryota; Fungi; Basidiomycota; Malasseziomycetes; Malasseziales; Malasseziaceae.
AUGCCGCCAGGCCUUACGAAGAAAGAGGAAAAGAUCCUGCUCAAGAUCAAAAAACGUGCUCACCAUCUUGACAAGGGAUUCAGGCUGUGUGGGAUGCGCUUCGGUUGGACUUUCAUUAUUGGUCUAGUACCCUUUGCAGGUGACAUCGCGGAUGCGCUUCUCUCCCACAAUUUGAUCGUUAAGAAGGCGCAACAAAUUGACGAGUACGUUCUUGGCAUUGAUACCAGUAUUCCUGAGCAGCUGAUCCGUCAAAUGGUGAUGAACAAUACCAUGUCCGCGGCAAUGGGGUUCAUUCCGGUUGUCGGAGAUCUCGCCAGCGCCACCUUCAAGACUAACUCCCGCAAUGCCAAGCUUGUAGAAGAGUGUGCGUAUCUUUUGCUCACCACAGUUUUAAGGAAGCGCGGUGAGGCCCAUACGGCAGGGACAAUGGAUAUGCUGCAUCCUCUCAAGGGCCGCAUCCUGCCAUGA